AGAUUGAGGACUUGGAAAUGACAGAUUUUUUUUCAAUUGCGCUGUGCAUAUACACGAGAAGCGUUAAGAACCUAUCGUCGCAAAUCGUUGUGAUCUUUCUCAAAGGGGGAGGUAGCCGCCCAUGACGCUGUUCAAUAGCUUGUGGAGCAUAUAGGUAUUUUAAAUUUAAAGCAAAGAUCGAGCUAUUAAGUUGAAGUGUUUUUCUAACACACGCCGACCUACGAUGGACUCGCGGGGCUUGAGAAUCGGCCCAUAUCUACACUCCAAUACAAUUUAAAUGACCUACGACACGCCGUUCUUUACCUAUAGACAAUAGAACGUGUUUUAAGAGGAAUCAACGUUUAAGAUCUCUGAAAGAGGAUUUAGGCUUUAGUCAGGAUACAUUACAUAUAAUUACACCGCUCAUGAGCGACUCAUGUCGUCACAACAAGCUAACGAAGGGUUCAAAUUACCACCGAUUAACGAAAGUUCACUCCGAGGGCCACACAAGCUAGCCGGUGCAGCAGGGCUCAGCGCCGAUGGUGUGGGGACGGUUCCGGUCUCUGUAACAAUUCCCGGAGUAGGACGUAACACACAGGCGAACGUUCGGAGUGUUCCGGCCCAUACGGAUGUCCUACAGUCCAACAUGCCGGGCAGGCAGGGUAGAAAUACCCUCAUAUACAACUCCAACACAGAUUACAUCAACAAACCUAAACAAGUAUCGAAACCCAGCGUUGUAGCUUUUGAUGGAUUCGAAGUUCCCCGUGGAAAAAGCAGACGGAAAGUCAAUGGAUUUUUUCCUCCUGUGAAAUUAAGAAAAGGUGGCAAAGGAAAUAGUAACGAAAAUGGAGAGCCCGUGGUAGGGAAAAUCCAACUGACUCCGACUGCUCACACGGAAAUAAGGUCAAAAUCAGUGAUGUCACGGAAUGUAGGCUACUUCACGAAUGCCCGGAUGUCUCCAGAUUCUAUACGGACGGCCCAGACAGCACCGGAAGGGAUUGUGUACCCCAAUAUCAUCCACGAAACAGACUAUGAUGACAUAACUGUCCUACCCCCGCCCAAAAAGAUCCUUCCGCGCCGGGAGGUACCCUGGGUUUUUAGAUAUAAAGUGAAACGGAAUAUGAACGAAUUGGCCAAGAUUUUAGCAAGUAAAGCCCCACAACCCGUGGUGGACCAGGCGUCGUGAAAGUGGGAGCGCUGAGCAGGACUCUCGGUGUCUCAGCACCCGUGUGGCGCCCCUGUGUUGUGAUAUUACAUUGUAUACUAAACUGUGCAUUAUGGAUUAUCGAGAGAUUAAGGCAAGCGGUUUUUCAAUAAAACGGCAUUGUGACCGUUGCCUAAGGUUUCGUAUGUGUACAACUCAUCAGCAAUACUCGGAACAAUAGACACUUACGCAUGUACAAAUAUAUUUUUGUAACACCAUGUUCUGUAAGCUUAUUUAACUAUUGUCCUUCUGAUUUUCCCGGUAUAUAUCUACACCAUGUGUACGGUACAUGGGGAACUAAGCGCGGUACAUGUUAAGUCAGUUUGUGGUCUUGUUUUGUUCAAUAAAAUGAUCGCAGUUUGUACGUGCCAGGUCGCCAGAAAACAUUACACUCGUCACUGAACUACAUCCAAACGAAUUCAAAUUAUUCAGUGUGUCCCGUCUCGCCUCCUAACUAUGAAUGGAAUUUGAAAAUGUAUUGACAUCUUCGUGUGCCUAAAAACAGGUCGUUUUGAAGCAUCAAUAUAAAAAGCCAUACAUUAAACCUAACUUUAAAUGUAAAUACACGAAUUCAUGCGUUCUUAGUCUGUAACGCUUCAUCACGACUGUGCUAAUAGUACUAACAGCACUGGGACUUGUACAAGAAUGGCUGUGAAAGUGACAAUCUAAUUCUAAAUGUUGAUCUGUGAUUUAUGUCGUGUAAUAUGUGAAGUUAUAGGAAUGUAAAUAAACGUAAAUAUAUCUAA
Molecule: messenger RNA, 1929 nt
Organism: Pecten maximus
Lineage: Eukaryota; Metazoa; Mollusca; Bivalvia; Pectinida; Pectinidae
Exons: 2
Coding region: 416-1165 (249 amino acids)
Source: RefSeq, a predicted model, not a curated record